Molecule: messenger RNA, 2556 nt
Organism: Verticillium dahliae VdLs.17
Lineage: Eukaryota; Fungi; Ascomycota; Sordariomycetes; Glomerellales; Plectosphaerellaceae
Exons: 1
Coding region: 1-2556 (851 amino acids)
Molecular function (GO): protein binding
Source: RefSeq, a predicted model, not a curated record
AUGUCCCUGGGGAUCAAGCAAGCGUGGCGAGCCCGGCCGCUGUCGAUCCGCGACGCUGGGAACCCGCUGAUUCCCAGGGGUUCUCCGGGUUGCGGUUGCGGUUGCGGGCCGUGGCCGCCGUGGAUGCGACGACGCCUCGCGUCGGGGCUUGCUUCUGCUGCUACGGCUGCUGCUGCUAUCCCUGAUGCGAGAAAGCUCGGUGGUGCGAGAAAGCUCGGUGAUGCUCGACAUUCCCUGUCGCCGCCUAGGGUCCUCGAGCUGGACGCGGCGCCGCCCAUGCGCAUCGCUCCAGCGCUCCAGCCCGAGUCGAUGCACGAUGCCAUGAAGAGGCAGUUUCUCGACACGCUGGUAUACGACGUCAAGGAGGACGCCAAGACCAUCGAGGCCGCCGUCACGACCGGCUCCGUCAUGGACAAGGGCAGCGUCGUCUACGCCUCCGUCCGCGAGACGAACGCCAGCCGCCAGCGCCAGCACCGCGCCCUGUGGCAGCAGCUGCGGCUCGACGAGAUCCGGAAGGGCAAGGGCAGGGACACGGCCGACUGGCGCAAGGUGCUCACCAUUCUGUCGAACAGGGCGCCCAAGGUCGCGCGCACGCUGUCCCAGGCCAGCCGCACGCUCGUCGUCACGCGGCAGGUCGCUGAUCGGUUGCUGUACGGGACUGACCAGACCAUCUGGGACAUCGCCGAGAGGACCGACUGUCGGCUUGACAUGGACGAGUCGCCGGCCAGCGAAUCCCUACGGCCCCCUGGCAAACGCAUCGUUCUGAUGGGCUUCGAUCACGCCGUCGAGGCGGCCAAGGCCGAGAUUGCCUAUAUUGCCGGACAGGUUGCCGAAUCGAGCCCGCCAACGGCGGCGGCGACGACGAUGACGACAGCGGCUAGCGGUGUGGUGGAACACCAGACGCUGCCGGCGACAAGCUCGACGUCCAUCCAGAAGAACGGGCACAAAAGGAGCAAGCCGCGUCGUUGGACCAGCACAAAACCGCUGGAGAAACCUGGCUUCACUCCCGAGUGGACCAUACUCUAUAAAUUCGAAGACUAUCCCCGUCCGUUAUACUGGACGCCGGAAACCUUCGAGGCCUACGUCACGGCUCUCGUGCGGGCAAAGAUGCCGCACUACACGGCCACUGAGCUAUACGGAUCUGGCAUGAAGGCACGCGAGGCGGUGCUGCACCUCCUCAUGGACGUGUUCCAGUCCCGGGAAACCCGAUCAUCUCUCUCCACGAGUGCCUUCAAGACGGUGCUCAAGUGGAUGGGCAACCAUGGCGUGGUGUUCCGGCCGCAGGUGCGCGAGCUGUUUGUGCGGAUGGAGGCAGCGUCGCUGCCCAUGGACGUCGAGGUCUUCAACACAUUACUGACGGGCAACAUGAGGCUCGACGACCUCCGCAAUUUUGGGAGCAUCGUCUCCCUCAUGGCCCGUCGCGGCUACGUGCCCACGCUCAAGACGUGGUCGCUGUUCCUGGCCAUCGUCAAGAACAACGAGGUCGAGCAGCACGUACUCCGCGCCAUGAACGAGCGCGGGCUGCUCGACGACCCCCGCGCCAGCCGCAUGAUCGCGACGCGGUUCAUCAUGCACGACCUGCAGCAGGCGCGGCGCAGCUGGAGCGGCGUGUCGGCCUUUAUCGACUCGCAGAACCAGAAAUACGGCUUCGGCUGGAUCACGACGGCGUCCUUCAACAAUAUGCUCAACGAGCUCGGCCGGCAGGGCAAGCUGGCCUCGUGCCGAGACCUGCUCGACAAGGCGCCGCGCUGGCCCUCGGUCAAGGUGGGCACCAAGACGCUCAACACGAUGCUGAGCCACGCCCACAUCCAGCGGCAGCCCGCCGCGGCCGCGGCCGCGCUCUACCGCUUCUACCAGCACAACGUCGCCCUCGACAGCACGUCGUACCACGAGCUCUUCACCCUCGCCUUUGCCCUGCGCAAGCCCAACACAAUGGGCCUCGUGUGGCGCCUCGCCUGCAUCCACCGCUGCGAGACGCACGAGAUGCGCGUCCGCGUCGCGGCCAUCUACGAAGCCUGCCCCUUCCUCCUCGGCCUCCCGGAGACUGAACAACAGACCUUGGCCCAAGGUCGCAUCCCCUCCUCCUCCUCCUCUUUGCCGUCGCCAUUACCACCACAAUCAUCACCCUCAAACCAGCCCAAAGCGCAAUACGCAAACCACGCCGCCCUGCCCACCUUCCACGAACCCGACAUGCUCGCCGCCCUCCUCCCCCCCUCCCACGCCCCAUCCACCAGCGACAACAACCUCGCCCACCUCCCCGCCAACACGGGCUCCCGCAUAGCCCACCUCUACCGCAAACGCUACUCCCGCGCCAGCGACUGGCACCCCGCCCGGCCCCUCCACGUCCUCUUCGCCGAGGCCCUGGACGCCGACCGCGACCUCGAGCGCCGCCGCGCCACGGACCCCGUCGACGACCACGCGCCCCGGGGCAUCAGGAAACAGGGCCUCGCGCUGCCCUCGUCGCGGCCGCGGGCCGACGCGUCGGGGGGCGGAGAAACAAGAAACACCGACCCCCUCCGGGGGCGGUUGAAGGCAACCGAUGGCCAGUUGGAAUAA